This is a messenger RNA of Diaporthe batatas, 4479 nucleotides long. RefSeq lists its product as uncharacterized. NCBI's taxonomy places the organism in Eukaryota, Fungi, Ascomycota, Sordariomycetes, Diaporthales, Diaporthaceae. The record is from RefSeq and is a predicted model, not a curated record. The coding region runs from base 2519 to 3595 and encodes 358 amino acids. Gene Ontology annotation, cellular component: nucleus. The transcript is spliced from 2 exons. Gene Ontology annotation, biological process: regulation of transcription by RNA polymerase II.
UUCCGAACAUCUGUUUGCUUGCAGCUCCCCGCCUGAAGUCCUCAACUCAGAUUAGUCUCACCGGUGACUCGUCAACCAUCACAAGCCAUUUCGACCACACCGAGGCAGGACAAGGCCUAUCUGCUCGUGUCACUCCACUCAAUUGUACAGGUCACAAGGUGUCGACAACAUGGGAAGUGCACCACUUCUCGACGUGGCAGCAAUGUGUGUCGAUCCCCCUUGGAUGCUGAGAUGCGCGUUGCACGUCUUACGAGGCCAAGCUGGCAGUUUACGAAAGCUGCCACUGCCAAUGAACCAAUCUCAGCAAUUCGCGAACAUCCUCGGCGAGACAAUCGCCCCUGCCCAGCCCCCUUUCACGAGGUUCUUGGCCUGUGAUUGUUGCCCCCCGGGAGCAUCAGAGCUGAGUCACCACAGCAACGCGCAGUGUCCGUGUGACGCCUUGUGGUGGCUGUUGCCUUGAUGGAGUCCUCGCCUGUGGCACACCAAAGAGGAGUACUUGAACUGCAAAGAUCAAGUCAACCGCGCCGGAGUCGACACAGUCCAAGUUCCAGUCCAGGUGGAGCACCUCCCCUUCGGCGAGCGUCCCGUCCCGCGAAUGUAACCUAUACGGGGCUCAUCUUUCUGGAACCAGAAGAAACUGGGUAGACUGACACUGGAUCUGCCUCUUUCAGCAAUCGUCCGCCUCCCAAGGCUUAUGACCUUCCAUCUCCAGCCUUGUUACCAUGGGGCUCGGGGGCUCGGAGAUCCUGGGUGUCCUUGGUUUGGAACUCGGUGUGGCCACCCGCUCGAGCAAAGGCACACACACACACACACACCCUCACAUGUGCAGUUUUUACGUGCACACACAUCAUGAUAUCUAUGGUACAGUACACACAUUGCGGUACAGUACCGCUGCGCCAAAGGGCAAAGCUGAGCCAGGCUGCCACGCACACCUUUGUCGCCGACACUUUUGCCCUGGACAGCGCCUCAUGUGCGCCUGGGGCCUGGCCCGCUUGUCCAACGCAGGCCCGGGCUGAGCAACGGCAUGUUGUUGUCCCGAUGACCGAAGCGCGGCUCCGUUGGCAGUCCCAACACCCGGCGCGUUGGUGUCUGCGGAGAGUGGUGAUGCCUCGGGGGUGGGCCUGGGCCCCGAGGUCAGUGGUGGCUUGCUGCCGAAGCCCUGCCCGCUGUCACGGCCCGAGCAUGUGCGUGCCUGGCACAAGCCUUGAUGCAAUCCUUCCGAGGGUCCACGGAGUGGGCCACGUUGCGUUGGUCCCUUGCUUGUUUUACAGACAAGCCGGCGAGGGCGUCGGCAAGCGCCAGAAUGAAGCCCCUGAGGCCCCUGAGGCCAUGGCCGGCGAGUGCAGGCCGCCCGCCACAUGGCAUAAAAACUCCACAGGGGCAGCCGACGUGGCGGUGCAGCGUCAGCAUUCGCUCCCUGCGUGUGUGUGCACCCAAGGCGCCCGACUCUGAAGCGCGCCCAAGGCAACCCGAUUUAUGCCCUGCAUAAAAGAUGCCAGAAAAAGGUAUAGGGCUGAAGGCUGAAGGGCCAGCAGGAUCAGUGAUCGCUAAUGCCCCAGUCGGGUGGAGGGAUCAUACGGACGCGAGUUCUGCCUACGGAGACGGCAUAAUUUAGCCCAUUUGGCAGCUGCACACUGCAGAGUGGCAGGCAGAGUGACUCACGCACUCACUGCCCAGGUGCCUAAGCAGGUACUCCGUCCACGCCGGAGUUAGUGCCUUCGAAGGAGUCAUCUCUGCCUAGCGGCCCUUUCUCUCUGUCACCUUCUCCCUGUCUCGUCCUCUUCUUAUUAAAGAACAAAGGGGUUCCCGGCCGGACCAAACUCUCGAGGGCCGUUGUGUGUUGCAUCGAAACCAAUUUGCGACGAUGACGACAACCAGAGCUACCACGGCUGCAGCCUGUAAGAAUCGUUGUUAACAGAAAGGGCAGAGUUGCUUGCCUUGAUUUUCUGGGGUCGUGCAUUGUCUCUCCACCCCAUCUCUUAUCGCCGUCUUAUCGCUCUUCUUCGCCGCCUCAAGGCUGCAGGUAUCCCCGUACCCAAGUACCGAAGUACCAAACCACCCAGGUACCCAGGUACCCCAACCUUUCCCGACUGACUCAGCGGGGACCGUCCUUUCUACGCACUCUGGUUGGCCAAGGCUCGCGACUGGGAGCUUGAACGGCAGAGCACAACAACUUUCGUGCUGGGACUGCGUUUCCGCCUGACCCAGACGAAGCAUCACCACCAUCACCUCACAAACGCCGCCUUUGUACGAGCUCCUGCGACCCGCGGCUCCCGCCCACGUAUUUAUUACUCUAGUAUAUCGCGUCUGUCACACGAGCAGACCCCACCCUUCCUACCUUUUUUUCCGACAUCGAUACCCGGUUGAGUCCGAAGCCGACAAAUAUCAACCAACCCACCCCGUCCUCUUCCGCGGCUAUCCGCUCCCUGCGCCACCGACCAAAAGUAUCCGAUUGAUCGACUUUCCCACCCCACCACCCGCGAGCCAUCGCGACGCUCCCUACCCAACCGGCGUCACGAUGAGUGUCGCCUACGAGCCGCGCUCGUUCCACGAGGACAGCCCAUAUGCCCCCGUCGGCGAGAACGACCAUGACAUGAACAAGUUCAUCAACGAGGCCAAUGUCGCCGACAUGGCAAACCUGGCCGCUGCCACAUACGAGCCUGCCAGCGAGUCAUCCCCAGCCGUCUUCGACCCGUCGCCCUCGCCUGCCCUCGAAUUACACCCUGUCGGUCCUCCCAACGUUGACCCUACCAAUGUCUCUGUUCGGGACUUGUCGCCAGCGGCUCCAAAUGCCUUCGGCUCAGCACAGCCUCAGCCCCAGCGCAUCAAGCCCAUAGCGAAGCCAAAUCGGGAGGUGACAAAGAGCGAGGAUGGCAAGUUCAUAUGCACGUGGGAGGGCUGCGCCGAGCUGGUCAAGAAGUUCCAGAGGAAGUGCGAGUGGAGUAAACACAUGGACAAGCACGAGCGCCCAUAUGUUUGCACCGCCAAGGGUUGCGAGAAGAUCCAAGGGUUCACGUACAGCGGCGGUCUCCUGCGACACGAGCGCGAGGUACACGGCAAACACGGAGGCCCCAAGAAGAAGCUCCUCUGCCCACACGUGAACUGCAAGAGGUCCAGCGGCAAGGGCUUCUCCCGCCAGGAGAACUUGGCCGAGCACCUGCGCCGCGUCCACACAACCACCGGCCCCAUGCAGAUGGACAGCCCGGGCGACAACAACACCGACGACAGCACUAGCGAUGUUGCGUCCGCCGCUCUCGCCGUCAUAACCAGCGUCGGCAUGAGCCCCGCGAACAUGGACCGCCUCUCCCCGGACGCAGCGGGCCACAACACCCACAACCACACCCACACCCACGCCAUCAAGCGCAAGCGCAGCUUCGACGAGGCCAUGGGCGACGACCCGGACGACCACCGGCCGGACGAGGACGUGCGCUCCGAGAACAAGCGGCUGCGCAAGGAGGUGGACGAGCUGCGGCAGCAGCUGGACGAGAAGAGCCGCGCCAACAGCGAGAUGCAGGCGCAGAUCCAGGCCAUCCAGAACGCCCUGGCCAACCCCACGCUCCAGACCCUGACGUUCCCACAACCGCCGGAGCUCUAGGGGGGCCUCGAGGAUGUCGGGGCCGCGCAGGGUGUCGGCGGUCGGCAGCAACGACAGCAGCAACCGCAACAGCAACCGCAACCGAAACGGCGGGAAUACCUGGAGGUGGACCCUGGUCCCUCAGCAGCAGCAUCGCCGCUCCAGCCCACCGACUCUGACUAUCCCUUGGAGCCGCUGGACCUCGCCGCGGUCUGCACGGAUCUGUCUUACUAUGACGAGCAGAACGGCUGGCAGUCCGCGUCCUAGCGAUGGGGGACGGGGAUUAGGGUUGCAAUCUGCUUGUUGUUGUCGACCGUCAUGAGGAGGACUUAUUUGGGUUUGCAUUGAAGGUGUUUGGUGAAGAGGUACUUUGGUUCUGUCUUGCUUGAUUUCCUUGUGGUGUUCUGGCGCGGUGAUAUCGGUUUCGUGGACUGAAGGCAGGCGCAGCUCGCAUGGCCUCCAUUCCAUCCGUCUCAUUGUCAAGCGCGGACUGAGGGACCGGGUCUGGAGUAGUUUUAUUUCCUUAUUUUGUUUGAUUUGGGGUGUUGUUGGACUGUUUUCCGGCGGGUAUUUUUUUCAGCGGUGCCCAACCGGUCGGUGUUAACAGCGAGGACUGGAUGGCACGGGCGUGUGCUUUUCUCUUUUGGACAACUCAAAGAUAUCCUUCCUGCCUUUGUUCUCUCUCUUCAUUUUUAGUAUCCAUCUCUGGAGGCGUUCAGGCAAGUGGGGAGGGGAGACCCGAGGUCCACUUGAUGAGUUUUUUUCUAUUUGGAACGGUCCUGCACACUGAGAUACCCCCAUUGUAGACGACGGAUGCAUACAGCCAGAAUUAGAUCCGCAGAUCAAUCUUCACGCCGCUCAACAAGUUGACUCUGUUGGCGCAUGUGGUCAUAGACUCUUCUAAA